CUCCUCCUCAGGUGAGGCAGCCAGGCCUAGCAGGCCCCACGCCGCUGCUGCCGCUGCCUCUGCCUCCUCCGGGGCCACCGCUGCGCGGGGCCACCAUGCUUCUGCCCAGGCCUGGAGACUGACCCUAAACCGGCACCAUCUCUCAGCUCCGUCCCCACCUGCUGGACCCCAGGGUCCCACCCCGGCCCAGGAGGUCAGCCGGGGAAUCAUUAACUAGAGGCCGUGACAUGGCGGAGAAGGAGGGUGGCCGGACUGUGUCGUGCUGCUCUGGACCCAAGGUGGCAGCUCUCACUGUGGGGACCGUGCUGCUCCUGACAGGCAUCGGGGCGGCGUCCUGGGCCAUUGUGACCGUUCUACUCAGGAGCGAGCAGGAGCCGCUGUAUCCAGUGCAGGUCGGCCCGUCCGAUGCUCGGCUCACCGUGUUCGACGAGACGGAGGGCACGUGGCGCCUGCUGUGUUCCUCGCGCUCCAACGCCAGGGCGGCGGGGCUCAAAUUGGCUGAUCAUCCGCCUUUUGCCCCCCUCCGGUGUCUCCAUCCCUGCCUCUCUCACAGCGACUGUCCCCGGGGCCGUUUCCUGGCUGCCAACUGCCUAGACUGUGGCCACAGGAAGCUGCCCGUUGAUCGCAUCGUGGGAGGCCAGGACACCAGCCUGGGCAGGUGGCCAUGGCAAGUCAGUCUUCGCUAUGACGGAGCACACCUCUGUGGGGGAUCCCUGCUCUCCAGAGACUGGGUGCUGACAGCCGCCCACUGCUUCCCUGAGCGGAACCGGGUCCUGUCCCGAUGGCGCGUGUUUGCCGGUGCUGUGGCCCAGACCUCACCCCACGGCCUGCAACUGGGGGUGCAGGCAGUGAUCUAUCAUGGGGGCUACCUCCCCUUUCGGGACCCCAACAGUGAGGAGAACAGCAAUGAUAUCGCCCUGGUCCACCUCUCCAGUGCCCUGCCCCUCACAGAAUACAUCCAGCCCGUGUGCCUCCCAGCUGCCGGCCAGGCCCUGGUGGACGGCAAGAUCUGCACUGUGACUGGCUGGGGCAACACACAGUACUAUGGCCAACAGGCUGGGGUACUCCAGGAGGCCCGAGUCCCCAUAAUCAGCAAUGAUGUCUGCAACGGCCCUGACUUCUACGGGAACCAGAUCAAGCCCAAGAUGUUCUGUGCCGGCUACCCUGAGGGUGGCAUCGAUGCCUGCCAGGGCGACAGUGGUGGCCCCUUCGUGUGUGAGGACAGCAUCUCUCGGAUGCCACGUUGGCGGCUGUGUGGCAUUGUGAGCUGGGGCACUGGCUGUGCCCUGGCCCAGAAGCCAGGCGUCUACACCAAAGUCAGUGACUUCCGGGAGUGGAUCUUCCAGGCCAUAAAGACUCACUCCGAAGCUAGCGGCAUGAUGACCCAGCUCUGACCUGUGGAUUCUCCUCGCUGCACAUGCCUCCAGGGCCUGAGCGGAUCUCAGUGGCUCCAGCCCCACAUGAUGGGGUUCACCCUGGGCCAGGGAUGGAACAUUUUUCUUCUUGGGCCCAGCCCACAGGUCCAGGGAUACCCUCCCUUCAAGGUCCUCUCUUCCACAGUGGCGGGCCCACUCAGCCCUGGGACCACCCGAGCCUCACCCUCCUGAUCCCCAUGUAAAUACUGUUCUGCCGUCUGGGAACCCCCAUCUAGUGGCCUUGAUGACAGGAUGCUCUUUAAAUAAUAAAAAUGGUUUUGAUUAA
This is a messenger RNA of Vicugna pacos (alpaca), 1701 nucleotides long. NCBI's taxonomy places the organism in Eukaryota, Metazoa, Chordata, Mammalia, Artiodactyla, Camelidae. The record is from RefSeq and is a predicted model, not a curated record.